AUGGCAAGUGAAGAUGUAAUUGAGUUGGGAUCAUCUGAGGAUGAAACAGGGCCACCGGCACCUAAAAAAAUCAAACCGCUCCCUAAUGCUAUGGUACAUAUCCCGAAUAAAUUACAUGGUAUAACUAUAAAGCCAAUGGCAACUAAUUUACCUCACAAACAUAAAGUAUUGUUGGGCAAGUCAUUAUCGAUUACAAAAUUGCCUCAAUCUACGACAGUUAAUUUGACACCUAAUGCUAACAGACACAAUGGAAGACCUAUGCAAAAAUGUGUAUCGAAACCUAUUUACAGAAAAUUAAUGACGGACAAGCCAGUACCGAUUCAAGAUAAAUUCAAUAUUAAUCCAUUUAAUAUUGCAAACCGAGGUCCUACUCUAUUGAAUAGAACACCAUCUAAAUUUACAAAACGGCAAUUUAAAGUGCAAGACCCAAAAGUGUUAAACAAUUUACCUCCAAGUAUCACAAUUAAAAGAACUCAAGGUGGGAAAAGUGUUGUACCAGUAGCCAGUGUGCCAAAUGUAAAUAAAAUUACUGUAAAAAAAAAUUUAACUCUUGUUCCAUCGAAAACCCUUCAGAAAGAUCAUGGCAGUUGUGUAGGUGAUGUUUUAACUGUGGAAUUAGAUGAUGAUGAAGGUUCACAGUCGUCUACAGCUACAGGUAGUCCACAGUGGUAUUUAAGGCCUGAAGAACAAUUAAAUGAAAAUAGCCUAGAACUGAAGAACAACAAAGAGCCUGAGGCAAGUAAUAUGAUAGAAAUUAUAAUAGAAGAUAGUCCAGUGAAACCUUGUUUACUUAAAGACUCUCAUCAAAAAAGUAAUGAACUAUCUAUAACAAUUGAGGAUAGCCCCAUUAAACCAUUCAAUGAUGCAUCUUCAGUUUGUGACAGUGACAAUGAACAAGACAACACCAAAGUGCCUCUUAGUAAAAAGAAGCUUAAAUACCCAGGAAACAGUGAAUUCAAUGAAAAUGAAAUGGAAGUAGACAAUGAUAGUUCUGUGAAUAAAUCUGAAGUUAAUAAUCAUCCUGAAGAAGGUAUAGUUGAAAAUGAUUCUGAAAACGGAGUUCAACAAACUACACAACUUGAUGAGAAUGAUAAGCCAGAAAAGACAGAUUCUCUCACAGUUAACUCAAUAAUGGUUAAAAAAGAUAAUUCAUUGGAAAGUGAUCCACAUUCAAAUGAUAAGAGAGUGGAAGUACCCAAUAAAGAUGUUAAGUCAGUAUGCAGUAGUGAAAGUAGUGAAUUUCAUCCAAUUUACCAAAAAUUCAUAGAUUUAUGUUUUGAAUUAGAAAAUUCAGAUGAUAUGAAUAAAAUAGUUGAGAAAAAAAUUAAAACAUAUUAUAGACAAGUAUCAAAAGAAUAUGUUGAAUCAGAAGAGUUUAUUGACAUGGUAUCAACAAAAAUAACAUUAAUGAAGGCUGGUCCUCAGAAGAUGUAUUUGUAUAUUAAGGAUAUAGUUGAUGAAUUAAAUUUACAAAGGAAAAUGGCUAAAACACAACCUUUAUUAGAAAACAAAAAGGAGUCCGUAGAAGAGACAAAUAAGGAUUUCUUUGAAGAAGACAACCCAUAUGACAGUAAACGUCGCAGACAAAUCCGUAAACUAGAAAAGACAAUCAAAAAACUUCACAGAGCUAUACAAAAAUUGGAGGAACAGGAGGUGGAUUUCGAUGACGAAGAAGAUUCAGUCUAUCUAUUGACUGAAAGAUAUAAGGAGAGACUAGUACGGGUUUAUGCAAAGUUUUGUCAAAUAUCUAAUACAAAAAUGCCAUCUGAGCCACGGAUUCAAAUACAAUGCCGGCCAGGUCAGCCAUUAGGCCCUGCAAGAAGGCUUGAGAAGUGGAUCAAUAGGAAAGUACCUAUUGGUACACCACUCCCUUUCCCAGACUUCCAUGAUGUACUUAAAUGCGUCAGAGAAGCUAAUGAAGAAGACCAACUGGGUUGGAAUGAGGCCGAUAUAAUGGAAGAAGCUCGCGAUCUUUUUACAAGAUGUGGUAAAAAACUGCAAAGACGAAGACAGGAAAAUGAAUGGAGAUUAGCCGCUUCACGAAUAACGCAUGAUGUAGAUCCGGCUGAACAGAAUGAAACAUUGAAAAAGAAAUUAGACGAAAAUAAGAUGGUAGCAGCUAAAAAGGAGACUGAACUUUUUAAUAAGUAUGCAGACAAACAAAAUCUAUUAAAAUUAGAGGCUGUAGAAAUUGGUGAUAAAGAAGCAGACGAAUCACCUGUGGAGAGUGAAGAGGAUGAAGUUAAUGAUGAUAGUAAUUCGUUAGAAGAUAGACAUAAGAGAAAAGAUCGACUACGACGACUUUUGCAAGAAAAAUCUAACAGGGUUAUUGGUGAAAAAGAUAGUGACAGUAAGAAAGAGUCUGAAAGGCUUUCCUCGCCAAGCCAAAGUCAGACAGACAAUGUUAAAGCUUUGCACAGCAAAGAAGGCAGUAAACCAGAAAACAGUAGAGAAAGCAAAAUAGAUGACAACAUUGAAGAAAGCCAUAAGAAUUUGAACGCAGUAGAGAGUGAAAGUGAUAAAGAUAAUAAAAAUCUAACGAAAGUAACUUCGGAAGUUGAAAAACAAAAUGAAAUUGAACAAAAUGGAUCUGUUACUGAUACCGUUGUUGUAGAAAUAACAGAUAAUACUCACAACAAUGAAAACACAGCGGAUGAAGUAAAUGACAUGAAGACUACCGGUGAGAUUGACUGCAUUACGCCAACAGAUAUGAUCAAACCCGAGCCUAAAGUCUAUGAUACUGAACGUGUAACUUUAAUAAGUGAUGAUUCUGAUGUAGAUGAACUCAACUUACUACAAAAGUUACAUUCGGGAAAUGAAAUAUCAUCAUCUGAGUCAUCAGAGUGUGAUUCACCUAUAGCUAUCUCGGAUACGCUAGAAUCAAAUAGCGAUUCAGAAGACAACGAUACUCAUGAUGUUAUAAGUAUUGAAAAUUCCAGUUAUUCUGAAUCUGAGACGGCCAAAGAAGACAUUUCAGUAAAUGAAAUUCCAGAAAAGUGUAGUAAAGUAGGCGAAGAUGCUGUUAUAUAUAACUUAGAAGAGGAGUCGCAGAAUAUCGAUAGUGUAGAUUCUGUUUUUGAAGCAGAUAAAGAAUAUCCCGAGAAAAUAGACGACAAAAUAGAAUUAGAAGACGAAUCGCAGAAUGCUGAUAGUGUAGAUUCUGUUAUUGAAGCAGAUAAGGAACACCCCGAGAAAAUAGACGACAAAAUGGAAUUAGAAGACGAAUCGCAGAAUGCCGAUAGUGUAGAUUCUGUUGUUGAAGCAGUUAAAGAAUAUUCCGAGAAAAUAGAUGACGAAAUAGAAUUAGAAGACGAAUCGCAGAAUGCCGAUAUUGUAGAUUCUGUUAUUGAAGCAGAUAAGGAACACCCCGAGAAAAUAGACGACAAAAUAGAAUUAGAAGACGAAUCGCAGAAUGCCGAUAGUAUAGAUUCUGUUAUUGAAGCAGAUAAGGAAUAUGCCGAGAAUAUAGACGACAAAAUAGAAUUAGAAGACGAAUCGCAGAAUGCCGAUAGUGUAGGUUCUGUUGUUGAAGCAGUCAAGGAAUAUUCCGAGAAAAUAGACGACGAAAUAGAAUUAGAAGACGAAUUGCAGAAUGUUGAUAGUGUAGAUUCUGCAGUUGAAGCAGAUAAGAAAUAUUCCGAGAAAAGUAAUAAAAAUAAUGAUGAAAUGGAGGAUGUCCUUUUGGCUUCUUCUGAUGAUGAAGACAUGACUCAUCAAGACAUAAAUUUAUCGAAAGGUGGCAGUGAUUAUAUUAACUUAAAAGAUGAUGCAAUAUCUAUUAGUGAAUCUAAUAAGGAUGAAGUUCCAGAUGAAAAAAGAUAUGAAAUGUUAAAUGCUGAUUUAAAUGCCGGUGAAUCAGAUUGUACUGUCCGUAUGCACUCUCGGGAAGAUAUUUCCGAAUCCAAAAAGAUAGAAAAACAUGGUGAUGGAUCAGAAGCAAUGGAUAUUUUUGAGACAACUCUAAACAACGAUCAAGAUCGAGAGGUCAUAGCAAACUCAGUGGAAAUUGAAGAAGAAACUAAAAUAGUUUGUAAUAGUCAGGAAGACAUGUUUACAUGCGUUGAUGCGUUUGUUGCGCCACUUGAGCCACUUGACUGUUUAAAAGAUGCUACAUCAAACACUAUAGAUUCAACCGAAAAUGACGUAAACAUGAGUAAUAUUAGUAAUAUUGUUGAGCAUCAUUCCAAAAAUACUAAAUUAGCCGGACAUGAGAAAAACACUGAAGAUGUAGAAAUGUUAGAUUCAGACGAAAACGCGAGAACAUAA
Molecule: messenger RNA, 4266 nt
Organism: Parnassius mnemosyne (clouded apollo)
Lineage: Eukaryota; Metazoa; Arthropoda; Insecta; Lepidoptera; Papilionidae
Source: the annotation of a GenBank genome assembly